Messenger RNA from Aspergillus pseudonomiae, 864 nucleotides. RefSeq lists its product as uncharacterized. The coding region runs from base 77 to 328 and encodes 83 amino acids. The record is from RefSeq and is a predicted model, not a curated record. Lineage: Eukaryota; Fungi; Ascomycota; Eurotiomycetes; Eurotiales; Aspergillaceae. The transcript is spliced from 3 exons.
UGUGUCUUAUCAUCUUCAGAUAGAAAUACUGCACCCCAUUUCCUCUUAGGUUUACAAAGAACGCAUAUCUACCACAAUGAAGUUCGUGCACACCAUUGCCCUUAUUGCUACCUUCACCGUCGCCAGCGCUACGCCGACUGGUGGUACUCCGUCCCAAUGCACUACCGCGCAAGCUAAUAAAUGCUGCACUGGCUUGACUAACGGCAUUUUGAACCUGAAUGUCCUCCCUGCUCUUUGUCUCCCUCUCGUUGGAAGUUGCAACAACCAGGCAGCCUGCUGCGAGACCAAUGGCAUUGGCCUUUUGAACUGCCUCACUGUUCAGGUUUAGAUGAGCAGACGCUUGGAUAUGUGACGAUGUACCAACUUGGGUACAGGUAUUGAGAUAAGGCUUGCCCUGACGUAUUUGAUUUCUUCCUUUUUUUAUUCUAUUGUUAUUUUUCUCGUGCUUUGGAGGACAUGAACAGGACGCGUCGCUUGUAUGGAUACACUCAUUUAGUACGGGCAUAAACCCAAACCACAAUGCAAUGUCUAAGUGGAUGUUAGCUGUAUUGAAAGUGCACCAGCAGUAGAGGAUUAAACAUAGCUUUCCUGAAUAUAUGCAUCUCAGAUAGCUGUUGGUACAUGUUGGCACGCCAAGAUACAAACCUUGCCAAGUAUCUUUUGACCACCAGGUCCCUCAUUUGGUUUAGGCUGCUCUUGUUCACUAUCGCGUUCCUACUUUUAGUAUUUAGCCUGUUUAUCCUCGUACUGGAUAUUGAUCUCGCAGCAGAGGUGCUCGCUCAGGCUGCGUGAACUUUGACAACAGAAAAUAUAUACUACACGUGUGUUUCGCAAGAUGCCAUGUGGAAUUAGCAUAUGUUAAGC